AUGCGAUUAAAAAAAAGAACUAUAAAAACAAUAUUUCUAAUAAUAGCGACCUAUGCAGCAGAAAUCUGCCACGCAGAUACAAAUAGGUAUGUUUAUAAUAGUGCAAUGGCAGAUAAGUUUUCUAUCGGUUAUUUCCAAAACAAAAACAACUUCUAUAUAAGUAAGACAGGAUCUAUUAACUGCCUAUAUGGGGCCCUUUUAAGUUAUCUUUCCUGUGUAGAGCUGCAUCCACUGUGGCUAUAUAAACUAAAUACUUCAUUUGUAUUGAAUGACGGCGCUGAAUACAAUAAGUAUAAGAGUAAUUUAUACUUAGAUAUAAUUUAUCAGUUCCAAAAGCCAGUCUGUGAAUGUGAUGAAUACGCUCAUAGGUUCAGGAACACAUUCAAGUAUAUGUUUCUUAUAAAGCCCAUACCAGAUAUCCGCAUUCCAAAUAGUAUUUUUUUAGCAUUUUUACGUAUUCCAGGAAUAAACCUGUACCGAUAUAGGCUGAUAGCAGCUCUUCUUUUAAUUUCUGAAGGAAUUGAUAUUCCUUUAGUCUAUGAUCAAAAAGAAAUGCGCUUGUUCUUGCAGAAAAGAACCCGCAAUAAAAGAGAGAUUCAUUUUAGCAUUGACCUAAAACGAAUUAAACAGGAUGCAGCGAAUUUAAAUGACGGGCAGAUGGUAUUCUGUAUAGACAGGUCCAUAGAUGUUAUUUCCUUUUUUAUUCGGUAUAAAAACAGUCAAUUUUUGCGCGAUAAAGGACUUUUAUCUCGCCCUAAAACAUUGAGUGAUCUAACGUCUGGAAAGUUCAUGCACAGCAUGUGGUACCUUAUGCAGCUGUUUCUUUUUUACUUUAUAAAAUUCUCAAAUGACUAUAACAUCUUUGAACAUGGCAUAUAUAAUUGUGCGAAUGAGGUAUAUGAGCUACUAAAUGAGUAUAUGUAUAUUGAACCAGACAAUACGGAAGAAUCAGCAGAGAAAAUGCAAGAGAAAAGAGCGUGGGAAAUAUUUAACGACUAUUUUCUACCAAAAACAGAAGAAUCAGAAUUUAUAAUACAUGAGUACAGUGCCAUGAUAGACAUAGUCAUUACAAAUGCUUGGCACUUUGAAGAGUUAGUUAACAAAGCGCUAGAAAUAGAAGACAAAAACACAUUUUUAUACUAUAUGUUUAGAUACUGUGUUAGUUUAAAUAGAAAAAGAGUAGAUAUUUCAUACGAAGUCGGGAUAGUUUAUUCUAAUGUUUUUGUAUAUGUUUUGAAAGAGCUAAAAAAGAUAUGUUUAAUAGAAGUAAAUGGAAUUGCUAUUUUAGAGUAUGUGAUCUGGUGUAAAGAAAACCCUAUCUACGCCGAUUCAUUCAUAAACUAUUUGAUAGAAAUGAGUAUAGACAUGCAGGCACACCCACUAGCUGAAGGGUUUACCUCAAAUUUAAUACAGGCGAAUCCGCUGUUCUAUACCAAGAACAAACUAAAAAACAUAGCUAUUUACAUUAAAUCUAGACUAAAAACAAACACAAAAGAACCAGCCACGAUAAAUUUCAAUAACUAUUUAAUCACACGCACUAUUUAUCGCACAAUUUCAUCAAUUAUUAUAAUUAAAACUAUGCUAGAGUUUAGCAAUAAAAGUGCAAAUGCAGAUAUAGCUAAAUCUAAUAACAUUAUGGCAUACCGGCUGAUUUGUCUACAGAUAAAAAAGCAAUAUAACGAGCCAAUCAAGCACUGGAUCUCCAAUCUAAUCGAUGUGGAUGUGUGUAUAGAUACGGAUUAUACUAUAAUCAAUAGUAUAUACUUCAUUUUUUUAAUAUAUGCAAGCCAAGCAAGCAUUGAAAAAAUGAUGAUUGCCCAGUUCAUGCGCAGACUAAAUAUAAAUGCUCUUGACUUAUCUAAAGUCAAAAUACCCCUGAAGGAAUCUUACUACCGCAUAUCUCUUCAAAAUAUUUAUAAAAUGAAACAAGAACUUAUAAUACAAAAUGUAAUUACAGAGUCAGAUUUCAACACCCUCAUAACCGCCCUCACCCAGGAAAUAAAAUGCAUUACAGCCAAUCCUAGUAUGCCUAAAGAUAAUAAAAGGGCCCACAACCCUACAAAAUCCAAUAGUGAAGAAAUCUUAUUUAAUGCUGACAGAGAAUCGAGUGGCCAGAAAAGAAAAUCAUUUAUAUAG
Molecule: messenger RNA, 2136 nt
Organism: Nematocida parisii ERTm1
Lineage: Eukaryota; Fungi; Microsporidia
Exons: 1
Coding region: 1-2136 (711 amino acids)
Source: RefSeq, a predicted model, not a curated record